UAAAAAAGACUAUUAUCGAAUUAAUUAAUAGUUAACGGCAGACAGUAACUUGCUCUGGCCCCCUUAAUAGACUUGUGGCCCAAACGAAAAUCUGCCCGCGAUGAUAGCUGUUACUUUUGUCCUGGUAUAAUUUUAUUUUUAGUUAUUGUUUUUUUUUUUUUUUUUUGUGGUAUUUUUAUGGUGUUUGCAAGUGCUGAAUGUUCGGAUAUUGUUACUAUUUUUUUAAUAAAUCUAAACUUUAACAAUUAUUGCGGUUAUUGCAAUUGUUAUAUUAUAAAGCUUGCAUUACAUUUCUUACAAACUGGAAGAGACCACUAAAAAGGAGGAAUAGCCACAUCAACGUCUCUUCUGCGGUAUCUUUACAAAAUAUUUAGAACAUCUUUGCUUUUAUGUUGCGCUUAAAUCCGUAAUAAAGUGACUUUUAUUUUGAAACUCAACAUCCGGGUGACGUCUGUGUUUAGAUUUUAACGCGUGUUUACGUUGCAUUGAGCGUCGGAAAAGAAUGGCGAUAUUUUCCAGUCAGAAAUGAAAUCGCAGCUAAUUAUUUAGAGGUGUUUGUAGAUGGUGCAGUAGAGUGUCCUGAAGACUUCAGAUCCUCCACUUCCUCCCCCUCUUGAUCCAGACCCAUAUAAUGUGGCCCCCCUAUACCUAUCAUCACCUGCUAGCCUUCCUCCUCACGUUCCUCAGCUAUGUCCUGCUUCACUCGUCACGUAAGACUUUCAGUAAUGUGAAAGUGAGCAUCUCAGCACAGUGGACACCAUCAGCAUUCCAACAGAAUAGCACCACUUCAUCUUUGUCUCCAGGCGAGACAUGGGAAGAAAACAAACUGUUUGCUGAUGUGGGAGAGGCCACACUGUUCCUGGGUGCUCUGGAUUCAAUCUUUCUCUUCUCUUAUGCUGUGGGUUUGUAUAUCAGUGGUGUAAUUGGUGAUCGGUUCAACCUUCGCUAUGUUCUCUCCUUUGGUUUAUGUGGAUCCGCUAUCACGGAAUUUGUCUUUGGCACUUUGACAGAGUGGCUUCACUUUUAUAACGUGUACUUUUACUGCAUCUUGUGGGUAAUAAAUGGACUGCUCCAGUCUACGGUAUGGCCUUGUGUUGUGGCCAUCAUGGGCAACUGGUUUGGAAAAUCUGGACGAGGCUUUAUUUUUGGACUUUGGAGCGCAUGUGCAUCUGUGGGGAAUAUUUUGGGUGCGUUUCUUGCCUCCAGUGUCCUGAAGUACGGCUAUGAGUAUGCUUUUCUCGUGACAUCAGUGGUGCAGUUUGCAGGUGGUGUAGUCGUGUUUUUUGGCCUGCUUACAUCCCCAAAGGAAAUUGGACUAAGUGAUUACUCUGAGACAGGUCUAAGAUCAGUGUCAAGAGACUCAGAUAGUCAGCGUCCUCUGAUAAGUGAUGAUGAAGAGGAUUUAUGUGAUGAAUACUCCAUACAGCAGCAAGAUGAGGAGCCUGAACCGCAACCCAAAGCCAUUGGCUUUCUCCAGGCCUUCUGCCUGCCAGGAGUCAUUCCUUAUUCUCUGGCUUAUGCAUGUCUGAAGCUGGUCAACUACUCUUUCUUCUUCUGGCUGCCAUUUUAUCUCAGCAACAACUUUGGCUGGAAGGAGGUUCAGGCCGACCGGCUGUCUGUGUGGUAUGAUGUGGGAGGCAUUGUUGGAGGAACAGUACAAGGCUUGAUCUCAGAUCUUUUGGGAAAGCGAGCUCCUGUGUUAGCGAUCAGUCUGCUGCUGGCCAUGGGAGCAUUAGUGGGAUACAGCCACUCUCCAAAUAACCAGCUGGUAAAUGGAGCUCUUCUAGCAACAACAGGGUUCCUUAUUGGAGGACCAUCAAACAUGAUCAGUUCAGCAAUCUCUGCGGACUUGGGUCGACAGGAUGCACUACAGAAUUGUCAGGAGGCUUUGGCCACCGUCACAGGAAUAGUGGACGGCACAGGAAGCAUUGGAGCGGCAGGGGGACAGUAUCUGGUAUCACUCAUUGAGAGCAAAUUAGGAUGGAUGUGCGUCUUCUACUUCUUCAUAAUUAUGACAGGGUGCAGUAUACUCUUCAUCAUUCCGCUCAUUUACCAUGAAAUCCGCUCCUUGUGCCGGGAUAGUCAAGCUCGAACACAUCAGCUCUGAGAUGGAAUUUCUUUGCCUGAAAUCGAAAAGAAAAACAGGGCAUUUUGAAAGUACACACAUGCUAUUUGUGAAUUCACCGCUUUAAAAUUUUUGUUUUCAGCAACAGAAACCUCACAUUUAGUCCAUAUCAAGACAUUUUUUUUAUUUUUAUUUUUAUUUUUUUUAUUAACACGAAAACCAGAUUACACAAUGAUCUGACCCUGGUCUUAUUGUUUGGAAGACUCCUGGCAAUGUGAAGACUUGUACCUCAUUACUUAGUAACCACUGUCUGAACAAUAGGGUCACCAAUCGGCAGUGUGGCCAUUUCUAAUGGUUAGAUAUGGAAACCAAAUCAAAUUUGUUUUAGAUUUGUCACAGAUCUCUCCCUCCAAUCCAUUGAUGAGUGCCAUCCUGGAAUGUUGCUUAAUUUUUUUUUUUAUUUCUGUGUAUUGCUGCCAGCACAUUUUUUAAAUAACAGUUUUAUAAUUAUUGUUAGAGGGCAGGACCCUCUUGAACUUAAUUAAUGGAGUAAUAGUGUAUUGAAUGAUUACUUGAACAGAGGACAUAUAUUCAUAGCAUCAUGUAGGUUUUUGGGUAUUUUCGUGUUAGAUGUGCACCUUUUUUCUUUUUUUUUUUAAAUUGACGCUAAGUGUAUGAUGGUAUAUUUAAACACUGCAAUUCAGCAAAUGUAUGUUUUGUAUUUAAACCAUCGGAACUUGUACAGUUAUUGCUUGCUUGUUGGAAACGUGAGGUAUAUUGUUCCUACAUAUAUAUAUAUAUUUGUAAAAAUACAGGCGGAUAACAUGUCUUUAUUGAAAAGCUUAUAGUCAAUCACCCAACCAUCCACUUAUUCCCAGCUUGUACCAUAUGUUCAUAAUAAUUGAAGAAAAAUGAACUACUUUAAUUUGCAAUCAAAAUUGCUUUUCAUAACAUUAAACAGGAACAGCAAAAAGAG
This is a messenger RNA of Puntigrus tetrazona (Sumatra barb), 3041 nucleotides long. It is a transcript of the gene slc37a3, whose product is annotated as solute carrier family 37 member 3. Gene Ontology annotation, molecular function: transmembrane transporter activity. Bases 632 to 2107 code for a protein of 491 amino acids. Lineage: Eukaryota; Metazoa; Chordata; Actinopteri; Cypriniformes; Cyprinidae. The transcript is spliced from 15 exons. Gene Ontology annotation, biological process: transmembrane transport. Gene Ontology annotation, cellular component: endoplasmic reticulum membrane. The record is from RefSeq and is a predicted model, not a curated record.